Vitrella brassicaformis is the source of this 1145-nucleotide messenger RNA. The record is from the annotation of a GenBank genome assembly. Lineage: Eukaryota; Vitrellaceae.
UCAAUGAAGGUCUGAGAAGCACCCCUGCUCCACCUCGGCCGCCUCGUGCACCACACUGCCAUAAUUGCCAUGGUGCCGCUCGGUGGCGAGUGUUGGGUCUCGUUGGAUGAAUCGCUCGUAGAUGGACAGCAGGCGCUGCUCGGUCUCAGCAGACGGCGGACCUGACACACAGCCAAAAGAUCGAACACGAUGUGGAUUCCAUAGUGGCUUCUCUGUGCCAUUCUUCAGUCAUUCUUUCCUUACCCAUCUCGCGGGGGAUGUGCGGCAGGCGCAUGAGCAUGCAUCCCUGCAGAUUGACGUGCCGAGCAAGGAGCACAUCCACAACCAUGACAUUCGCACCAAAGAGCGCCAGUUGGAUGGGUCGCUGCGGUCUCGAGUCUGCGCCAGUAUCAAUGCUCGCGCCGCCAUCGAUGAGGGCAGGGCCACGGUGGGGCGAACGCUGGACUGACGAUGCGUUGACGGCCGAGAGGCUGGAGGGUUCAGAUGGUUCCUGGAAGGGGUCCGCUCCGACUUGAUCGGCUCGUGCUCGUCCGAUGCGACGCAGCGGGGGCGACAAGAAUGGUCGACCGUCGGCCGGAACAUGACAGACUAUCGGUGGCCGGAGUUGCGGCGGCAGGGAGGGCAUGCGUGGCGGUCGAAGAGUGUGCGAUGAAUGGGCAGGGGCGGGGCAGAAAAACGGAGGGCGCUGAGCAUGAUAAGCUGCAUGAUCAAUGGCUGAGCCGCCAGGGACGUACUGUGGAAGGCUCAAGCUGCAACACAACACAACACAACACGUAAGACCAGAAAAAAACGAAUGAGUGAACGUCAGAUUGUUUUCUGCCCUCCAUCGCGUCUGGAGUCGUCUUACUGAUGCGGAGGCGUCACGUUCUGAUUCGUCCAUGACAGGUUCAGCGUCAACGGGCCUCUGGAGGGUGCGGGCGGUCCUCUGGCCGCAUCGUGGCGGCCAAGCAGCGGCCUCCCGGAUGGAAAGGGAUACAUCACUCACUCCAUGCAGCUCUCUGGAUGAGCUCCAGCACACCUGCAUGGACCACGCACAAGCCGAUGUAUCAGAGUUGGUACUGAGCCAAUUUGGGCUGGGCAUUCACCUGAGAGGAGUGAAUUAUGACAGAUAAGAGUGCUCUUCCUUCGACGCAUGUCAAAUUUUC